AUGCCUUUUAUGGUGUUACUGUGCCGUGUGUUGUUUUUAUUGGCUUUACUUAUGAGCUUUGCUACUGUGUUUACUAUGGCACAAGAGGUGGGAUCUCGUUUGGAGGUACAGGAAUCUACUUUACUCAAGGGUGAAGAGUCUCCUUGUGUUGGUGAUUCUGUUGGUUCUUCCGGUACUACUUGUUCUUCUGUUCGUACUGCUCCUCCUCCUCCUGGUCUUGCUAAAGCACAAGCAGAACCUCUUGUUAAAGGAGAACCACCUGGUGGUGUUGUUCCUGAUCCACAACGUGAUCUCAGUGAAGGAGAUAAACAACUUGGUGGUAUAGGUCCUAGUGUUGGUGUUACUCCGGCUUUGGCUGGUCCUCCUGGUUCUCAUGGUCCUUCUACCGUUUCUCUUCCAGAACCUCAAGGUGGUGGAGGGAAUAACGGUCUAGGUGUUCACGGCCAACCAUCCACUGUAGAUCAGAAUGCUCUUAGCAGAGAUAGUCAAACACUGAAAGAUUCUUCUGGGGAUCUUUUACAUAAAGAGAAAGAAACAAGUAAAGAAGAAGAGAUAUCUAACCAGGAUCCAGAGAGAAAAGAAGAGCCUCAUAAAUCCGCAGAAAAUCAACCUGGUCAUCACGACCCUGUAGAAACUCCAAAAGAACAAGAUAGUAAACAUUCUCUUCCACCUGCACAAGCUCCUGCUCUUCCUGGUCCUCCUUCUUCUCCUACGGCUGAGGAGCGUGUUGAUGUACCUUCAGCUGAAGGUGAACGUGGCGAUAUCGGCAACAUUGCAGGAGUUGAAAGUGAAACAGCAACACAACCUUCUGCUGACUCUCCCAACACUUCAGCCACAGGGAGUUCCGGUGUUUCUGACGCUGCAGCGAAUGAGAAUAAUACUUCAUCUGCAGAGAGUGAAUCAACAAACAACCAAGCAGAUAAUACAGAUACCACCACCACCACCACCACCACAACAACAACAACAACCACACUUCCUCCUGAACUCACAAACAACAACAAGAAGGGUGAUGCAGACAGCAGCAGCAGCAGUAUGAGUUCUGUGUGGGUACGUGUACCACUACUGAUUGUGGUUACACUGUCCUGUAUUCUUGUGUGCUGA
Trypanosoma theileri is the source of this 1101-nucleotide messenger RNA. RefSeq lists its product as uncharacterized. The record is from RefSeq and is a predicted model, not a curated record. The coding region runs from base 1 to 1101 and encodes 366 amino acids. The transcript has a single exon. NCBI's taxonomy places the organism in Eukaryota, Euglenozoa, Kinetoplastea, Trypanosomatida, Trypanosomatidae.